GUUAGUUAAUAACCAAGCAUUUGUUAUAUGUCAGUCUUUGUUUGAUAAUUAUGGGAUGAGUCAACUGUCUAAAUGUAUCCUUCAUAGGUUAGUUAAUCAAGUAUUUGUUAUAUGUCAGUCUUUGUUUGAUAAUUAUGGGAUGAGUCAACUGUCUAAAUGUAUCCUUCAUAGGGAUAUAAAACCUGACAACAUUUUACUGGAUGAGAAUGGGCAUGCUCACAUAACCGAUUUCAACACAGCUAUAAUCUUAGGAGACGGAGAACUGGCAACGUCAAUGUCAGGCACUAAACCUUACAUGGCGCCCGAGGUUUUCGACUGUGCCCUAGACCGAUGUCUAGGAUACACAUUUCCAGCGGACUGGUGGUCGUUAGGGGUCUGUUGCUACGAGAUGUUGUGUGCAGCA
This is a messenger RNA of Limulus polyphemus (Atlantic horseshoe crab), 403 nucleotides long. RefSeq names its product serine/threonine-protein kinase 32B-like. Lineage: Eukaryota; Metazoa; Arthropoda; Merostomata; Xiphosura; Limulidae. The annotation marks the transcript as partial. Gene Ontology annotation, molecular function: ATP binding; protein serine/threonine kinase activity. Gene Ontology annotation, biological process: intracellular signal transduction; peptidyl-serine phosphorylation. The transcript is spliced from 4 exons. The record is from RefSeq and is a predicted model, not a curated record.